AUGUUUGGUUCCACCAGUAAAAGGGGCACCUCCCUCUCGCCUGGAGACUCCGGACUGUAUCCUGAGUUCAAGGUAUCUCCUCCGGUGGUUCCCCUUACUGAAGUGGGGAGUCCGCGCCAGUGGUUCUUUGUUAACAACAAGGGCAUCCCCGUGUGCUGCUACACUUGGGAUGUGACCAGUGCCAAGGCCACCGUGGUCCUUGUCCAUGGCUAUGGAAGCCAUUGCAUGUAUGAGUGGCUUCGCACGGAUACACCGGAGACUGUUCGCGAGACCGCCGAGCCGUUGGAGAACUGCAACUCAAAGGACUCCCAGGGCACUGAGGAAGACCGCCACGAAGAGGUAAAAUUUUCGUGGUCCUGCUGCAAACCAACCAUCUCCGUUACUAGAACUCGCGAUGAAGCAACCUCCUCUUUGGGGUCUAGAGCUGCAUCUAUGAACGCAAGCGUGAUUGCAACCAACGAAGGCGCUGGGGGCUCAGACGUCCUAAAGCAAUCCAUCUUCAAUGUGCCAGGAUCCAGUCCGGAACAACCUCAGAUCCAAAGGGAAGAUGUGAUUCCGCAGAACGAAGCCCCCAAGCUAUCCUUCACGGGCUCUUGGGUAGAGAGGUUCCUAAAGCGGGGAUGGCGGGUGGUCGGGAUAGACUUGCAGAGCCAUGGUGCUUCACAUGGGUGGGAUGGCACCUCCUGCCAAGUACAGACAUUUGACGACUUUGUACAAGACAUCCGUACUCUUCUGCAGUCCGUCGCUAACGAAUCUUCCCUCCCCAUUUUCCUCGUCGGUACCGGCAUGGGGGGCUGUGCCGUGAUCAGAGCAGCAGAGCUCCUGUGCAAAGCAGGGAUGCUCGGAAAGGCCACCCUCAAAGUAGCUGAAGGGGGCACUAAAUCGCUGGCUGAUGAGCACCAGCUGGCUGAGGAGUCGAAAGCAGCCACUGUAUCCACGGCGAGUACUCACCGCGACCCUCAAGAAGCAGGACCCCAGAGGCCCCUUCUAGAAGGGCCCCUGGUUCCCACCUUGCGCGAGGGAUCGGAGGCCCAGGAAACAGUCCAGAGUCCAAUUAGUGCAGCGGCUGAGGCCAUGGGCGCCUCCCACCGAGUGAUCCGGCAAAAACCCGUCCCUCUGGCAGGUCUGGUGCUGCUCUCUCCCCUCCUGGAGGCGCCUCAAGGGGAAGAAUACCGUCCGAACUGUCUGAUAUCGCCUUUCUUGGGUGUCUUGAAGGACUGGCUGCCGCAUUGUGGCGUUGUACCUCGGCCGCAGAAUGACCUAUACCCAGACGUCGACGCUCUCUUCACCCAGGACCGCAAUACGUUCAAGGGCCCCUGUAGAAUCAACUUGGGUAUGGAGCUGCUUGAUGGAGUGAAGGCUGCACAGGCAGACGCCUACUGGCUGCGCCGGCCCAUCACGAGAGACGCCUUGAUGCCCUUUAGCCUCUCAGAUUGGGCCAAGCUGUUGCACCGCAAAUCGGCAGAAAAGUCGCAUACUGCGGAGGGCGGGGGCUCGCUCGUCAAGCGCUCCCUCAAAACGCAUCAAGGGCUGCACCAAGAGGCUUGGGGGACAAACAAUCACGAGAAGGCCCUUAAGCCAGUUGAAAGAGAAGCGCCGCAAGCACACUGGCUCUCAGUUCUAGUUGUGCAGUCGCUCGAUGACACUGUUGUCCCUCCACUGGGCUCCGUGCGUUUUUUCGAAAGGCUAGGAGGACGGGCUAAACUUCCUGAGGCGUGGGCAUCAAUCCGACGAGAAGAGCGACGGCUAGAGCGGGAGGCGCGCCGCGCUAUGAAGGCUGCAGAAGCUGAAGAAGUUAAAAAACAGGAGGAAGAAGAAGCUUCUCAGGAGGAUGCCGGGAAAGUUGAGUGGGGUCACAGGUCGUCCGCCGCCUUCGAAGCAGAGUUCCUCUCAAGGGCUGCCGAGAGAAUGGAGAACCAGGCCCUCUCCGACUUGCGGAAUGCAGAGAUUGCAUCGCGGAUUGCAGAAAUGGCUGCCGCAAGUGAAGAAGUGAAUGACGAGGCACAGGGAUUCAUGCAAGUUGCAGUGGAUGCUAUCAAGUCAGCCUCCGAUAUCAUGAAGCGGGCCAGUACUCUGGGGAGGCUGGCAUCCAGUGCAGAGACGCGCUUGGCUACCGCGAAUGGAGAGGCUGACCUGGCGCAGGCUUUUGCGAGGAUGGGAAUGAUGAGCAAAAGCUUUGAAACCCUUCAAACUCAAUCCAGGCUUGAAGUCAUGGAUAGUCCUACGGCCGAGAGUGGGACGGACUGCACAAGCGUGGGCGAAAGCUCAGCAUGCGAAUCGCAACCUGACGAGACAGUAGAGGUUCAGGAUCACCAGCAGGUAGUGGAAGAUAAGGCACCUGAAGUUUCAAGCCAGGCCAUGUGUGGGUGCUGCACAGGCAAGCAGACUGCUGAUGGAAAGCGGUCCAAAAUGUCGAAACGAAAUCAUGGCAGUAGCAACUUCUUCGCGUGCUGCACACCUGGCAUGAAACCCGAAGGAAAGAAGCAGCCAGCAGGGCUAUACUGGAAGCGCAAGAGGUGGGGAGCCGUGGAAGGUUUUGUAGUUGAUGAACAUGGCUGCAUGGUGAAAGUAGAUGAUGCCGAUGCACUCAUGAAAGAGGUGCGAGCAACCGGUUUGGACCCCCUGCCAGAAAUUGACUUGCAAACUGAAGGUAGCACGGACGAGGAGCUCGAAACAGAGCUGCCUGCAGACGAUAUUGAGGAGAAGUUCUCCACGAUCACUAACAUUGCUGAAGACGGUGCGUUGCAGCUGUGGCUGUUGAGAGGGCAUUGUCACAUGCUAACGAAGGAACCAAGAAAUGAAGAACUACAGUUGGACAUCAUUGAUAGGUUCAUAGAACCAACAAUUUCUCGUCUGUGCAAGUCAGAGGGAAGUCACCAGGUGUCGGCUUAA
Cyclospora cayetanensis is the source of this 2892-nucleotide messenger RNA. RefSeq lists its product as uncharacterized. Gene Ontology annotation, cellular component: membrane. The transcript has a single exon. Lineage: Eukaryota; Apicomplexa; Conoidasida; Eucoccidiorida; Eimeriidae. The coding region runs from base 1 to 2892 and encodes 963 amino acids. Gene Ontology annotation, molecular function: lipase activity. The record is from RefSeq and is a predicted model, not a curated record.